Molecule: messenger RNA, 285 nt
Organism: Eubalaena glacialis (North Atlantic right whale)
Lineage: Eukaryota; Metazoa; Chordata; Mammalia; Artiodactyla; Balaenidae
Product: ovostatin homolog 2-like
Exons: 4
Coding region: 1-285 (94 amino acids)
Cellular component (GO): extracellular region
Source: RefSeq, a predicted model, not a curated record
AUGGUCCUUGUUGUUGUAAAAAUGCUAUCAGGCUUUACUCCUGUCACGUCAUCCAUUGAGGAGCUUGAAAGCAAUGGCCAAGUAACGAAGAGUGAAUUCAAGAAUGACCAUGUUCUUUUCUACCUGGAAAAUGUUUGUGGUACAGCAAAGAGUUUCACCUUCUCCGUUGAGCAGGGUAACCGUGUGUCAAGCAUUAAGCCAGCCCCAGUCAUGGUCUACGAUUAUUAUGAAAAAGAUGAAUAUGCCCUUGCUUCUUACAUCAGCAGUGCUUCCAUUUCCCAGUGA